CCGAGACGCACGACCGCGCGAAAUGAGUUUAGAGUUUUCAUUUCAUCGUCCUUAGAGCUCUGUUAUUGUGUGGAAGGAAUAUCUCCUGCAUCAGUAGUCAAAGAUGUUAUCAAAGAAGCUGAACUUUGUUUUGGCAUAUCUAAUGAUCUCAUGCACGUUAAUUUUAUUGAUAGAGGUGAUCUGAUUGAUUCUUCCUCUUUGAUGGAGUCAAAUAUCGUCAAUGGGUCCACUUUGCAUGUUACAACAUCAAAAUCACUGGAGGCCUUAUUCAAGUCUAUAAUAACGAGUGAUAUGAAUCUCAUUAUACAAAAUAGCUUAUCGAAAUUCUUCCCUUAUCCAUCUGGACCUUUCAUCAGUAUGGCAACAAAAUAUCAGCAGGACUACAUUGCAUCUCGUCUGAAUACUGCUCUCCUGUUUGCUUCUGGAAUGGGUUUGGCAAACGUUUGCAACACACUAAUAUGUUUAGGUGCAAAUGUCAAUGCAAAAACUAAAUUUGGCAGGACACCUUUACAUAUCGCUGCAGCUCAUUUUUCAUCAGAAGAAAUAAUUACAGAUCUUGUUAAUCGUGGCGCUGAUAUAAAAACGAAAGAUAUUUUUGGUGAAACUGCAUUAGAUAUAGCUCGGCGGUAUGGUAAUCAUCAUGUAAUUAAACAAAUACUACGACUUAGUUGGUUACAAAGAUGUAAAUCUUCAAAACCACAAUAUUCGAAUAUACCUCUGCGUGCUUUUCAAAUGUGUGAUUCAGCGUAUCCGAAAUGGCGUCGAAAUCUUAAUGGUCAAAUAUAUUUACAAGUUAGUACAUCUAUAGCUAUUAAGUUGAUGAUCUUGGUAAUUUUAUUUUUUAAAAGUUCACUUAUUUAAAAUUAACUGAAAAAAACUUCUUAAAAAUAAUAAUUACUUAUGAGAAGCAUGUAACAACAGUGUGAGGACGGUCCACGGGUGAACUCGAGGAAGCUCUAAGAAUCUCAGAAAGAGCCGAAGAUAUUCCAUCCAAUCAUCUUUUGGAAGAAUAUUCCAGAAUCCCUACAUGUAGCUUCCCUAUUAGACAAGUGCUAAUAACCCCCUGUGUGCGGAUUGGAUAACUAUAAUGAUGAUUUCGUUUUUACUAAAAAUUAUAAAUACCUAACAGUUUUGUACCAUAAUUGACACUGUUUGGAAUAACAUUCCUUUCACUUGUUUUCUGUCUUCUCAUUUGCGAAUUGAGAGUGUUCUAGCUUCCAGUGCUCAAUUUAUACGCGGUAUAUUACGAAUCUAAGCUCUCAAUAUAACAAACAGUUUAAAUACAUAUGUAUGAUAUAUUUGAAUCAUAUUUAACAGUAGAAUCCACAAUAAUUGCUUAAUCCUAUUUGCUGUUCAUAAUUUGGAACUAUCUCUAUACUAGUGUUUAUAUUUUAUAUCUCAUUGCUAAUCAUUAUCUAGAAUAUACAAUUCACUAAUAAUUCAAUACAUUAAGGUUUAUCUACCAAUAUUAGUUGUAUAAUAAUAUACCCUUGUGGGCCAGGGUAAUUUUACAUCGGUUUUCAGGAGAACCAGACAUCAUCCAGACUUUCACGUGAAAACCCAAACACUACAGCCCAACCCCGUUCAGCAGGAGAACCAGACACUGUAUAGGCUUUAACGUUACAAUCUGAAUAAUACAGCUCAAUCCUGUGGCGCAACCACAUAGGUACCAAUCACACUGGUGGACCAUUAUCUACUAAUAGAGACUAAUCAAAAUUAGUUGUGAAUGUAAACAACAAGAAAAUUAAUGAUUAUAAAAUAUUAUAUUAAAUUGUGUUCGUUCGAAAUGGUACCUCCUUGUAUUUCAUUCAUAUUUUUCUUUUCUUUUUUUAUAAUGUAAAAUUGAGAAACUUACACCAAGAGGUGAAUAUUUUGGAUCAAGACUGGAUGCACCAAAAUGGAAUUGGCCUAAAUUAGAAAUGGUAUUAACUAGAAAACAGAUGCAUCUUGAAGCAAGAUCAACUGGUAAUCGUGUCAAAUCUGCCUUACCUUUUUCAUGUGCAAAAUAACAUCAUCAUCACAAAGCCUAACUAACAAUAAAGCGGAAUUUUAAAUUUUGCACCUUCUAAAUUUUAUGUUCAGAUAAUGCAAGAUGAUAUUCUUGUUCUUCUAUACAACACUCAUCCAAUAAUCAAGAUAAAUAGAUGUUUAUAAUGUAAACUAUAUUUCUGUUCAAUAGUUC
This is a messenger RNA of Schistosoma curassoni, 2182 nucleotides long. The record is from the annotation of a GenBank genome assembly. Lineage: Eukaryota; Metazoa; Platyhelminthes; Trematoda; Strigeidida; Schistosomatidae.